Penicillium daleae is the source of this 1623-nucleotide messenger RNA. Its product is annotated as pseudouridine synthase family protein. Gene Ontology annotation, molecular function: RNA binding; pseudouridine synthase activity. The record is from RefSeq and is a predicted model, not a curated record. The transcript is spliced from 2 exons. Gene Ontology annotation, biological process: pseudouridine synthesis. Bases 1 to 1623 code for a protein of 540 amino acids. Lineage: Eukaryota; Fungi; Ascomycota; Eurotiomycetes; Eurotiales; Aspergillaceae.
AUGGCCCUCGUCCCCGUCGACACCUCUCUGCAGGUGCCUCCCCCAGACCCCGUCGAGAAGACCCCCGAUGUGAUUGUCACCCCCUGCGAUCCGUGGCCUGCGCCGUAUUACAUGGAACGCGGAUUGCGUCGUGUCCGUCCCUAUCACUACACUUAUAACACAAACUGCAAGGAGCGAUGGCGGGGUAAAAGACUGGAGGAUAUCUUUACCUCUGAAUUCCGAGACCGGGCGCCAGAUUACUAUAGGGCGGCACUCGAUAAUGGUCUGAUCUGUGUCAACGGCAAGCCCGCUGGCCGAGAUACCAUCAUCAAGAACGGCCAGGUCGUCUCGCAUACCACCCACCGCCACGAACCCGCAGUGACCAGUGCUCCCAUCGGUAUUAUCCACGAAGACGAUGACUUGAUUGUCAUUGACAAGCCAGCCGGUGUGCCCGUCCACGCCGCUGGUAGAUACCACUACAACUCGAUCGUUGAGAUUCUUCGCGCCGAGCGAGGCCAUGACUGGGUUCCUAGACCGUGCAAUCGGCUGGACCGAUUGACAUCGGGAAUCAUGUUCAUUGGAAAACAUCCCAAGGGAGCAGAGAAAAUGGCGGGGGCUUUGCAAGCGCGAACCGUACAAAAGGAGUAUGUCGCCCGAGUCAAGGGCAAGUUCCCCGACGGCGUGGUGGUGUGUGACCAGCCCAUCAUGCAAGUGAGUCCAAAGCUGGGCUUAAACCGUGUGCGUGCCACGGGCAAGUCGGCCACAACCAAGUUCCGCCGUCUGGCCUAUUAUCCUCCUCAGGCGGCGGUCGCCUCUGCUGAGAAGCAUGCUACAUCUGGAGAUCGGGCGGUGACUCCUCCACCGAUUCUCGCCAACGAGGACGAAGGGUUCAGUAUCGUUCACUGUUUCCCCCUGACUGGACGGACGCAUCAGAUUCGGGUGCACCUCCAGUUCUUGGGUCAUCCAAUCACCAAUGACCCGAUUUACUCGAACCGUCGCGUCUUUGGACCAGAGCUUGGCCGCAAUGAGACGAGCGGUGACCGUGACGACGAAAUCAUGGAGCGACUCCACCGCAUGGGUAAGACAGAAGUCGCCGACACCGUCUCAUACCGCACUCACUUGACCGCUGCGCCGAACGUCCCCCCAGGCACCGACCCCGCCAUCCUAGCAGAAAUCAUGUCUCGGGAGCAGCAAGCUGCCUCGGACGAGUACGAGAAGCGCAAGGGCGAGCGUCUUUCCGGCAAGUUCUGUGAUGUCUGCGGAACGGAGCUGUAUACCGACCCAGGUCCUCACGAGCUUGGCAUCUUCCUGCACGCCGUAGCUUACGCUGAUCGUGAUGGCAACUGGAGUUACCGCAGUCCAAUGCCCUCCUGGGGUCUCCCACCUCCAGGAUCGGAGGGGCCUCGUGAAGUUCCAGACUGGGUGCCUGUUCCAAAGAGUGAGGAAAUUGUGUUUGGCCAUGGCACUGUUCCUCCAGAGAUUGGUGUUGAUGAUGAGAAGGAGCAGCGGAAGCCCAUCUCUAGCACGGUGCUCUUGACGGGUGUUGGGAUGGUUGACUUUUCGGACCCGAGGCAUGGGUUGAACGGUGAUGUUUCUCAGCUGAAGGAGACGGAAAUAGCAACAGCACCUUCUUCAACCCCUUGA